Molecule: messenger RNA, 1159 nt
Organism: Polyodon spathula (Mississippi paddlefish)
Lineage: Eukaryota; Metazoa; Chordata; Actinopteri; Acipenseriformes; Polyodontidae
Product: transmembrane protein 50B
Exons: 7
Coding region: 231-707 (158 amino acids)
Biological process (GO): protein targeting to vacuole; late endosome to vacuole transport via multivesicular body sorting pathway
Source: RefSeq, a predicted model, not a curated record
UCGUAUUAAAAUAGAACUGACCAGUGUUGUUAACAUUAACCUGAAUAUAGCACCGUGCAUGUAAUUUACAUGUAUUAAAAAACAAAUAGUUAAUUGAAGGACGUAACGGUGGUGCACCAUGGGAAGAACAUGCAUACAUAAAUAUACAGAAUACAGAGACAUUUUUAGCAGUGGAUGAGUGCAUGAAAACUUACGGGUAAAGAGCAAGGAGAUCACACCCUGAAUUUGGGAUGGCAGGGUUCCUGGAUAACUUUCGCUGGUCCGAGUGUGAAUGCAUCGACUGGGGAGAGAGGAGGAAUGCUGGUGCUUCCAUAGUGGCGGGAGUCUUGUUCUUCACUGGCUGGUGGAUAAUGAUUGAUGCUGCUGUGGUUUAUCCAAGCCAGGAGCAGCUGAAUCACGCCUUCCACACCUGUGGUGUCUUUUCCACAAUCGCCUUCUUCAUGAUAAAUGCCGUGUCUAACGGCCAGGUGAGAGGGGACAGUUACGGGGAAGGCUGCUUUGGAAGGACAGGUGCAAGAAUCUGGCUGUUUCUUGGCUUUAUGAUAAUGUUCGGAUCCCUCAUUGCAUCUAUGUGGAUUCUGUUCGGAGCCUAUGUUGUUCCAAAGAAGGAUGUGUACCCUGGGCUUGCUGUGUUUUUCCAAAAUGCGUUAAUAUUUUUUAGUACACUGAUCUACAAGUUUGGAAGAACAGAAGAUCUGUGGGGAUAGCCCCUUCCUAUCUGUCAGCACCAAGAUACCCUUUCUUCAGUGUUCUCACCAAGAUUCUAAAAAACUCUAGAGGGUAACCCGGUUCAAUAUAAUGACUUGCAGGAAUACUUCCAGCAAAAUGCUAUCACGCCCUGCAAUUCCUUGCAAAAAGCGAAAUGGAACUAAUUGAAAGCAAGCCCGUGAGCACGUUUUUCACAAUCCUUAGAGGGCAGUUCAAUGAACAAAAUAAUAACAGCAGUUAGCAUUGCUGCAAGACCUGUUUUAUUUACCCUUUUGUCCACUGAACCACUCCACCGUGGCAUGAUACCAUCAGUUGCAGGGGAGUGUGUCUAAUAUUAAGCUUGUUAUUCUGUCGCAUAUACCUGAGUCAGUGAGGAUAUUACUGGAGAUUAUUGAUGGUGCCGUUUAAAAGCAGCAGAGGCACUCUUUCUUAUUUAGUGGACGGAGGGGUA